This is a messenger RNA of Homo sapiens (human), 2228 nucleotides long. It is a transcript of the gene C2orf81, whose product is annotated as chromosome 2 open reading frame 81. The transcript is spliced from 4 exons. The record is from RefSeq and is marked validated. Bases 310 to 2076 code for a protein of 588 amino acids. NCBI's taxonomy places the organism in Eukaryota, Metazoa, Chordata, Mammalia, Primates, Hominidae.
GAGGGUUCCCCUGGUCUUAAAAGGGGCCCAAGCCCCCAUUCUGGCACACCCCACUCCACUGUCCUGGCAGCAGCAGGUGUGGCCAAUGGAGGGGGGUGCUGGCCCCCAGGAUUCCCCCAGCCAAACUGUCUUUGUCACCACGUGAGGCUCACACCUUUCAUCCUUCCCCACCUUCCCUAGUCCCUGCACUAGGUUGGACAGCCCCCAUUGGCUACAGGAAAGCGGGAGGGGUGUGAGUCCCCUACUCCCUCUUUGCAGUGGCCCCAGCCCCCUUACCGUCUGCCUGGGAUCUGAGUACAUAUUGCAGUGAUGGAGAUGCAGUCACCUAUUGUCCAGAGGCAGGAGAGGCAGGUCCGAGACCGCGGGGUGACCCGGUCCAAGGCGGAAAAAGUGCGGCCGCCCACUGUGCCAGUGCCGCAGGUGGAUAUUGUGCCUGGGCGGCUCAGUGAGGCCGAGUGGAUGGCGCUUACAGCCCUCGAGGAGGGCGAGGACGUCGUAGGGGACAUCUUGGCCGACUUGCUGGCUCGAGUCAUGGACUCUGCUUUCAAAGUCUACCUGACUCAGCAGUGCAUUCCAUUCACCAUCAGCCAGGCCCGGGAGGCCAUGCUGCAGAUCACCGAGUGGCGCUUCCUGGCCCGGGACGAGGGAGAAUCUGCAGUAGCUGAGGACCCCACAUGGGGUGAGGACGAGGAGCCUUCGGCAUGCACGACGGACUCCUGGGCUCAGGGUUCAGUGCCCGUGCUGCACGCGUCCACCUCGGAGGGCCUGGAGAACUUCCAAGGCGAAGACCCUGGGGGCGUGGACCGGAUCCCUUUAGGAAGGUCGUGGAUGGGUCGAGGCUCCCAGGAGCAGAUGGAAUCUUGGGAGCCUUCUCCGCAGCUGAGAGUCACGUCGGCCCCUCCUCCCACAUCAGAGCUGUUUCAGGAGGCAGGGCCCGGAGGUCCUGUAGAGGAAGCGGACGGCCAGUCUAGAGGCCUCUCCUCGGCCGGGUCCUUGAGCGCGAGCUUCCAACUGUCGGUGGAGGAGGCGCCUGCCGACGAUGCCGACCCUUCUCUGGAUCCGUACCUGGUAGCCAGCCCCCAGGCCUCAACUGGGAGGGGACACCCCCUCGGCUUCCAUUUGUCGUUGGAAGACCUCUACUGUUGCAUGCCUCAACUGGACGCGGCUGGGGAUCGGCUGGAACUCAGGUCAGAGGGGGUGCCCUGCAUCGCCUCGGGCGUGUUGGUGUCCUACCCCUCUGUGGGCGGCGCCACCCGCCCCUCCGCGUCCUGCCAGCAGCAGCGGGCCGGGCACUCGGAUGUGCGGCUGAGCGCCCACCACCACAGGAUGCGCCGCAAGGCGGCCGUGAAACGCCUGGACCCUGCGAGGCUCCCGUGCCACUGGGUGCGCCCUCUGGCUGAGGUCCUGGUCCCAGACUCUCAAACACGCCCCUUGGAAGCCUACCGCGGACGCCAGCGGGGCGAGAAGACCAAGGCCCGGGCCGAACCCCAAGCCCUCGGCCCCGGCACCCGUGUCUCCCCGGCAGCGUUCUUCCCUCUCCGGCCAGGCAUUCCUUUCCGUGACUUGGACUCGGGCCCCGCACUCCUGUUCCCCACUUUAAAUUUAGGCCUAUCGUCGCCAUCCCUCGAGUCAAAGCUGCCACUCCCAAACUCCAGGAUCCGCUUCCUCACCACACACCCGGUGCUCCCUGAUGUGGCCCGCAGCCGCAGCCCCAAGCUGUGGCCCAGUGUCAGGUGGCCCAGCGGUUGGGAGGGGAAGGCCGAGCUGCUGGGCGAGCUGUGGGCUGGCCGGACCCGCGUGCCUCCACAGGGUCUGGAGCUGGCAGACAGGGAGGGCCAGGAUCCUGGCAGAUGGCCUCGAACCACACCCCCGGUCCUUGAAGCCACUUCCCAGGUGAUGUGGAAGCCCGUGUUGCUGCCAGAAGCCCUGAAGCUGGCCCCUGGUGUGAGCAUGUGGAACCGGAGCACCCAGGUGUUGCUCAGCUCUGGUGUGCCUGAACAAGAGGACAAAGAAGGUAGCACCUUUCCUCCCGUUGAGCAACAUCCCAUCCAGACAGGUGCCCCAAAGCCCAGGUGACCGUAGCACAGCUAAUGAAGAACUCAGCCCCCAAAGUGUGGUCACGCUCCUCUAAGCCUGCUGCCUCCCUCUGAUCCCUGAGCCUCUGGCAGUAGUAACUGGUCCCUCCCUCUGCUAGCCAGAAAUAAACACCUGAGUUGCCUUAGGAACUA